CAUGCCCUGACCGGGGCCUGGGAUGGAGCCUGCAACUGAAUUAUGAACCCUUGACCAGAAUCAAACCAGGGACCCUUCAGUCCUCGGGCCAACACUCUAUCCUCUGAGCCCAAGUACUUAGUCUGACUAGGGCUGUCUAAAUAUUUCUAUAGCAGAAAACACUAAUUAAAUCUGUGGUCUUUAUAGGGAAUAUAGUAAAUAUGAAGUGAGUGUGUAUUGCAGGCUACAAUAGGAAAUGGUUUCACGAAAACUCACUUUUAUCCUGUCUACUCCUCUGACCAGAAAUUCAGAGCAUACCUGCACGCAACUUGUGUUGGCAUCUUAAGAGCAUAGAUCAAGGAGUUUUCAUCCUCCUCCCCUUUUUAAUCACCCUAUUUGGUCCUCUUAGAUCCAUUUGGGAAAAUUGUAAGUUGAAACUGCAGGGCACACCUGUACCUGUUUUGCUUCCCUCUGCUUUGUCUAACUCUUAAAUACGGCAUCUCAGAUUGAAUAAUGGUGAAAUCAAAGGGCAUUGUUCAAACUGAAAAAACAUUUUAACUGAACCACAAAGUUCAGUAGUUAGGAGCAAAAGUUUUUGAAUUUUUGAUGAACCAUGAUGGACCAAGAUUCAGAUUCUAACCCAGCCCCUUCACUAGCUACAUGACCCUGGGAAGUGACUUCUCUAAGCCUCAGGUUCCUCAUCUUUAGAAGGGGAAUAGUGCCUUUCUUAGAGGGGUUGUCAUGAGAUAAUAACAAAGCUUUUUAUAAGUUAUAUCUGAAUUGUUUUUCCUUCAAGCUCUGCUAGUAAAUUUAAUGGUCUAAAUAUUUGAUAAUCACGUUUUUAGAAUGUGAUUUUGUUUAGUUCCUCAAAAAUCAUAGCAUAAAGCAAAGUAUACCUGUGCAUGUUAUUUUAAGGUGGGUUUUUUGUUUUCCCUCGUAGAAAGAAAUUUGUUCUGCACAUCUUUUUAAUGUAUUUUUAUUGACUUUUAGAGAGGAAGGGAGAUGGAGAGGGAGAGAGAGAGAUGAAACAUCAAUGAUGAGAGAGAAUCAUCUAUUGGCUGCCUCCUGCACACCCCACACUAUGGAUCGAGCCCUGACCAGGAAUCGAACUGUGACCUCCUGGUUCACAGGUUAAUGCUCAACCACUGAACCACGUGGGCCAGGCUGUUCUACACAUCUUUUUAUCUGCUAUGGAACAUGCUGGGGGAAAGUGUUUCUUAUACAUAUUCUCCAUAGUUCAGAAAGGCCUGACUGAUGAUCAGGAACCUCCCUAUUCAAUGAUUACAUUGCACGAAAUGGCAGAAACAGAUGAAGGAUGGUUGGACGUUGUCCAGUCUUUAAUUAGAGUUAUUCCAUUGGAAGAUCCAUUGGGACCAGCUGUUAUAACAUUGUUACUAGAUGAAUGUCCAUUGCCCACUAAAGAUGCACUCCAGAAAUUGACAGAAAUUCUGAAUUUAAAUGGAGAAGUAGCCUGCCAGGACUCGGGUCAUCCUGCCAAACACAGGAACACAUCUGCUGUCCUGGGCUGCUUGGCCGAGAAACUAGCAGGUCCUGCAAGUAUAGGUUUACUUAGCCCAGGAAUACUGGAAUAUUUGCUACAGUGUCUGAAGUUACAGUCCCACCCCACAGUCAUGCUUUUUGCACUUAUCGCACUGGAAAAGUUUGCACAGACAAGUGAAAAUAAGUUGACUAUCUCUGAAUCCAGCAUUAGUAACCGGCUUGUCACGUUGGAGUCCUGGACCCAUGAUCCCGAUUAUCUGAAACGUCAAGUUGGUUUCUGUGCCCAGUGGAGCUUAGACAAUCUCUUUCUGAAAGAAGGUAGGCAGCUGACCUAUGAGAAAGUGGACUUGAGUAGCAUCAGGGCCAUGCUGAAUAGCAAUGAUGUCAGCGAGUACCUGAAGAUCUCGCCUCAUGGCCUGGAGGCUCGCUGUGAUGCCUCCUCUUUUGAAAGCGUGCGUUGCACCUUUUGUGUGGAUGCUGGGGUGUGGUACUACGAAGUAACCGUGAUCACUUCCGGUGUCAUGCAGAUCGGCUGGGCCACACGCGACAGCAAAUUUCUCAAUCAUCAGGCCUUGCUAAUCUCCUGGGCCGUCUCCCUCCAGGAAGGCUACGGCAUUGGGGACGAUGAGUAUUCCUGUGCUUACGAUGGCUGCCGGCAGCUGAUUUGGUACAAUGCCAGAAGUAAGCCUCACCUGCACCCGUGCUGGAAAGAAGGAGAUACGGUAGGAUUUCUGUUAGACUUGAAUGAAAAGCAAAUGAUCUUCUUUUUAAAUGGCAACCAGCUGCCUCCUGAGAAGCAAGUCUUUUCGUCUACUGUAUCUGGAUUUUUUGCUGCAGCUAGUUUCAUGUCGUAUCAACAGUGUGAGUUCAAUUUUGGAGCAAAACCAUUUAAAUAUCCACCAUCUAUGAAAUUUAGCACUUUUAAUGACUACGCCUUCCUGAGAGCUGAAGAGAAGAUCAUUUUGCCAAGGCACAGGCGUCUUGCUCUGUUGAAGCAAGUCAGUAUCCGGGAAAACUGCUGCUCCCUGUGUUGUGAUGAGGUAGCAGACACACAGCUGAAGCCAUGUGGCCACAGUGACCUGUGCAUGAAUUGUGCCUUGCAACUGGAGACCUGCCCAUUGUGUCGGAAAGAAAUAGCGUCUAGAGUCAGACAGAUCUCUCAUAUUUCAUGACACACGGGAAGAGACACACGGACUUAUUUCUACUCAAUUCCAGCCAGUGUGGAAAAGAAAAAGAAAAAACCCAUCUCUAAUCAGUUGUACGCACAUUGAAACUUAUAGCCAUGGCCAGAUUUUAUGCUAAAAAUGGUAGUUUGUCAAAGACAAAAUUCUCUUAGAAUCUAACCCAACUUGCCAGCCCUGAGAAAUUCCUUUCAAGGCCAAGGAAAGCUGAGUGCUAACAAGUGAGGCCUGUGGUACUUCCCUGAAGCGAUAGGGGGCAGCACCCUCACGAGUGCUGGGGCCACACCAGAUUUCUCCAUGUUGGGUUCGUUUGAUUGUCUAACACAGGAUGUUUUGUCUCAUAUUCUGAAGUUUUAUUUGGACAGAAGGUCAUUAUGGAGAAGUAAACGGCAGCAUUUCUGGGUUGAGUAUAACUUCCCAUUGGUCAGAGAUAGCGGUGUGUUAAGUGUGGCUAUUGCACUGUAAAACUUGAAUCUAUAAAACUAGAACCACACAGGUCAAUACUACGAGCAAUUUGGAGAGCCUGAAAGAAGGUGCACAGACUGUAGAAAACUCCCAAACUUUUGAUAUUUCAGUGAUUCCAAAGAACAUUCUAGUUUUUUUUAAAUGCAGAAAAUCGGUGGUAUUUUCACAUUCAUGGUGUUUCUAUCCAACUUCAGUACCCACAUUUCGUGAGGAAAACAUGUUUUAACAAUGCAGGAUGAAUUCUUGAAUUAAUUGCAAUGUUUGGAGAAAAUUUGGUAUUUAAGGUAUUUUUAAGGUACCAUCAAAUCAGGUUUUUGGUUAAAAAAAUUGUUUUUAAUCAGUAUUGUUUUUGAAAGUAACAUACUUUGAAACGCUUGAACUAACAGUCUCAGAAACUCUUAGAAGAUAGUCUGAGAGCACGUAUUCCUGUUGUUUUGAAUAAAUAACAUGUUUGAAUAGUGAAUUCAAUCAUGGAUUGCUGACUGUAUCUCCAUCAAAGUGUUCCUCCCUCUCAGGGUCUCUGGUGAAGACCUUCAAGAGUUUGGUUUUUUUCUCCCAGAAAAUUGGAAGGUAGAAUUGUAAAUCCAUAGAAUUUACUUUAUAAUGGUGUACCUCAGCAGCUGCCUUUCGAUUUAUGCCAAGUCCUUACUGAGUUUAUACUUGAAUAGUAAAUAUGUCUUCUGAGUUUUACAGUGUCUUAAACUCAAUGCACAUUUUUUCUUCCUUCCCUACCCUUUUUCGUUUGUAGUUCAUUAAAAUGUCCUCUUACAGUG
Messenger RNA from Myotis myotis, 3898 nucleotides. It is a transcript of the gene RSPRY1, whose product is annotated as ring finger and SPRY domain containing 1. The coding region runs from base 1170 to 2651 and encodes 493 amino acids. Gene Ontology annotation, cellular component: cytoplasm. Gene Ontology annotation, molecular function: protein binding; ubiquitin-protein transferase activity. Lineage: Eukaryota; Metazoa; Chordata; Mammalia; Chiroptera; Vespertilionidae. The transcript is spliced from 14 exons. The record is from RefSeq and is a predicted model, not a curated record.